AUGGCGGAGGCGGGGGUGGCGGCGACGGUGGUGAUGCAGCCUGCCUACAAUCCAGGUGGCAUGUAUGAUAAAUCCAACAUCGCACCCCAUCGCAUCGCGCAAACAUGGCAUCAAAAUGGCAAGUGCCCUGAAAACACUAUACCAAUCCGAAGGACAAAAUAUGAGGAUCUCUUAAGGGCCAGUUCCACCAGGAGGUAUGGCAAGAAGAGGCCCGAGAGCAUCGCAAACCUCAAUUCAGUCAAUGAACCAGUGACACCCAAUAUAUCAACCGGCCACCAGCAUGCCAUAGCAUAUGCACAGGUUGAUAACUACCAUGGAACCAAAGCCACCUUCAAUUUGUGGAAACCAACAAUUGGGAGGGACAAUGACUUUAGCUUGACACAACUAUGGAUCACUGGAGGUUCCUAUCGUGGCAACGACCUAAAUACCAUAGAAGCAGGAUGGCAGGUAUACCCAGAUCUAUAUAAGGAUAGAAAUACUAGACUCUUUGUCUACUGGACUCGAGAUGCGUAUCAUCAAACAACAGGAUGCUAUAACCUACAAUGCCCAGGGUUUAUCCAGACAAACAAUCAGAUUGCCCUUGGUGGAAGCAUAUCCCCAACCUCCACCUAUGGAGGCGCACAAUAUGACAUUGAUAUUUUAGUUUGGAAGGACAAGGUAGGGGGAAAUUGGUGGCUACAAGUGGGAGGCUAUUACGUGGGUUAUUGGCCAUCGUUCAUCUUCUCCUACUUGCAAAAUAGUGCCUCCUCUGUCCAGUGGGGCGGCGAGGUAUAUUCACCUGAUGUCGGCCAAACUUCUACACAUAUGGGCAGUGGACACUUCCCAAAUGAAGGGUUUCGCCAGGCCAGUUACAUUAGGAACAUCCAAGUGGUAGAUACCUCCAACUCUCUCAUACCGCCUAGUGAUGUGGGCUUAAUAGCUCGGCACAACAACAGCUAUAACGUGCAAAGUGGUAUCUAUGGAAGCGACUGGGGUAUUUACAUAUACUAUGGCGGCCCUGGGAAAAACAUAAAUAGCCCAUGA
This is a messenger RNA of Hordeum vulgare subsp. vulgare (domesticated barley), 1023 nucleotides long. RefSeq lists its product as uncharacterized. Lineage: Eukaryota; Viridiplantae; Streptophyta; Magnoliopsida; Poales; Poaceae. The record is from RefSeq and is a predicted model, not a curated record. The coding region runs from base 1 to 1023 and encodes 340 amino acids. The transcript has 6 exons.